CACAUGACUUCAAACCAUCCUUGUGGACCCUUUGUUGUUGGCUUUUUGGCAGGGUUAUCGUAAUCGAGUGUAACGCUUUGUCUUUUGUCAUAUGGUAUUUUUGAGCGCCAGUACAAGCCACAAUCAGUGGAAUAAAAAAAAAAACAGCUCGUAAUUGGAGGCAAGAGAGAAGUCACAGUCGAGAUGCACACAAAGACGGAACAGAAGAGAAGGAACGAUUGAAGGAGUUCGGCAUAGCCACGAGAAGGACCAAAGGAAGUGUAGUGGACUACUUACAGCAACAGAGUGAAAAUUUUAAAUGCACGGUUUUUCUUAUUUGUGGUGAAUUAGACGUUUUCGCUUCUACAUUUUCCGGAACUAUCCCACACCCGAACCACGGGUUUAACAAGAAACAUCGUAUUGUGGUAGCUGUAUGCAUUAGCGAUAGAUUUUUCUCCGUGUGUUUGCCUCAUAAUUAAAAAUUAAUAAACGAGCAGAACUGCACUCGGGCAGCACUCUGUCAUCAUGAUAUUAGGCUAUCAGCACAUCAGGAUCGGAACACUACGAUGCCGCCAUCUCCACUGCAUUCUCUUUUGCCUCUUGACCAUCGCUGCUGUGCUCGGUGUCCAGUCGUCCUAUCCCCAAGGCAGCGACUGUGCGCCUGACAAAGGAAAAGAAUGUCCAGAUUUGUCUGAGAAGAAAAGUGAUUUACGAUUGUGUGACAAAUCCUCAUGUCGCUAUGAUGGAAUCUGCAGUGCUGACCAUAAAUGUGUAUGCAAGUUUAAGUGUCAUGAAAAAUACAUCCCUGUGUGUGGAUCUAAUGGGGACACCUAUCAGAAUGAGUGCUUCUUGAGACAAGCAUCCUGCACUCAGCAGCGUCUUGUAUCUCUAGUCUCUAAUGGACCCUGUGAUCCAGAUAGCAGUUCAGGAUCUGGGGAUGAAGAUGAUGAAGGAUCAGGUACAGAUACAAGCAAGAAACUCACUAAAUGUAGCAACUGCAAAUAUGGUGCUGAAUGUGAUGAGGAUUCAGAAGAUGAAGACUCGUGUUCAUGUAAAAUUGACUGUAGUGGGCAUAAUGAGAAUCCAGUGUGUGGUACAGAUGGCAACUCCUACAACAACCCCUGUCUUGUACGGGAGGCUUCAUGUCUGAAACAAGAGCAGAUUGAUGUUAAACAUCUAGGGAGAUGCCCAGACAAGGGGAAAAAAAAUGAUGAUGGACUGUCCUACAAGACUGAUCUUUUUGACCCAGCAGAUACAGGAGAAGGGAAAGGAUAUGGCUGGAUGCCGAUUCCCUGCUCAGAUGACAACUUUUGUGUUCAUGGCCACUGUGAAUUCAAAUAUGGACAUUCCUCGUGUCGGUGUGAUUCUGGGUACACAGGGCCACAGUGUGAGGAAGUUACUGACUUUAACAUACUGUAUGUGGUGCCAAGUGGUCAAAAACUGCACUAUGUACUCAUAGCUGCUAUUAUUGGAGCUGUGCAGAUAGCCAUUAUUGUGGCCGUUGUCAUGUGCAUCACCAGGAAAUGCCCUAAGAAUAACCGAGGACGUCGGCAAAAGCAUUUCUCUUCAGACACCCCAUCCAGGAUGAUGUAGCUUGUUUUAUUUUUGCUUUUAUACCUUUUGUACCAUGUGGAUUUCAAUUAAGAGUAUGUUUUGUUUUAUUCUGUGUUUAACUGUGGACAAUAGGUUUAUUUUUAGUUUAUUUAUGGUGCCUUAUUGUUUAUUUUCUUCUGGACAUUUAAGGAGCUUGUUGACAGUAGUAAGCACUGCCAACAGAAUGAUGAAAGCCAGCUUUUCAUUGUCUACCUUUUUCUGUUACUUAUUUUUGGUAAAUGUCUGUGAAAUGUUCUUGGUACAGUUGCUGUACACUUUGUUACUGAAUGUGUUUACUUUAGUGAGUGCAGCUGAACACCAAAUGGAGUUGGUUAUGUAUGACAAUACAACAAAAAUUUUUUUUAAAGGUAAUUGCAGACAAUGGAAUGCAGUGUGGGUGGAUAGUUAAUGUUGCAAUGUUAAAAUGUGUGUAGAUUUUAAUUUGUAAGAUUAUUGGUGGUGUCCUUGAUAAAGUUAUUAAUUUAAUUCUAGACACUGCAUAUCGCAUGAAACUGUGUCCAGUGAUGUAGAUUUAACAGAAUUAAAUGAACUGUCUUCUGAUUUGUCUACUGUCAACUGUAUCAACAUAUUUAUUUAUAUUUUUGUUUAUUGUUUUAUGUUUUGCUUCCAUAUGCUUAAAAAAUUCUUAAGAAAGCUGGCUUCUUAAGAUAUAUAGCGGAGAUAGAAAGCUCCUUCAAACAUACCAUGCACUUGGGAAAGGGUUUUUUCUAGACCAUGCAUGUACCUUGCUGUACUUGCAGUACUUGCUGUGUACUUUGAAGCUUUGGCUGUAUAGUUUGUGUUUGGUUGUAUCUCAUAUUGUGAUUUCUUUUAAUUUUAAGUUAAAUGUAAAAAUUUUACUUUAUUGAAAGGGUUUAGCCACGGAGAAUGAUUUUGCUGACUUACAGUAAUGUUUAACUCUCACAUUCUAAGGACUACCACCUACAUAUGUGUGGUCUUGUUAGGGUUCAGCAUGACCCCCAUUAAGGGUCCCCACUUCUGACAUACAUUUGUUGUAUGUAUACAACUGAGCAGUUUAGUGUUAAGGGCCUUAGCAAUGGUAGCUUUCAAACUACAUAGCUGUCCAUAACUCUCUAUACCUCUCAGUAUCAUAGUACCAUAACUCUCUAAAUCUCUAAGGGACCAGCACUGAGCCAAACCCCCCCAUCCAUUGGUAAUUGAACCCUGGUCGCAGUGGUUAGAGGGAUCCUAGCCACUGUAACACAGUAAAAUGUUACAGUUUUGGUGGUUUUAAUUAAUUACGUUUCCAUUACACUCUCAGGAACACCCCCCCCCCACACACACACCUUUGGGAUCUUUUUUAUCAUUACACAUUCAGAGUGGAUUCAGGAUUGAUCAAUCCAUCAUAGCACAUGUUUGACUACACCAGUGUUCUUUCAGAGCUUAUCAAACAAGAUUUGGAAAUAUACAAUUGAAUUAUGUACAAACAACAAUACUAGUAAAAUAGCAUUUUUGUGUAUGCAUAUUUCAAUUGUUUUGAUUUUGAAUAUUUAAAAUUCUCAUGCAAAUAUCCCUUCACCUUGGAUCUCUGACCGGAUAGAUGUCUGCAUCAGAUUUUAAAUACUGCUUACUUACAUAUCAAGAUAGACAGUCAUAAAAUAGUUAAUAUGACAAUGUCCAAUUAUACAACUCAUUAGACACUUUGUGUAAACAGAUUAAAAACAUCUUUUCCUUUUUAAAACUUAGCAACAGUUUGUAAAGUUUGUGCGUUUUUUUUUUUUU
Hemibagrus wyckioides is the source of this 3315-nucleotide messenger RNA. RefSeq names its product transmembrane protein with EGF-like and two follistatin-like domains 1b (gene tmeff1b). Gene Ontology annotation, molecular function: protein binding. The record is from RefSeq and is a predicted model, not a curated record. Lineage: Eukaryota; Metazoa; Chordata; Actinopteri; Siluriformes; Bagridae. The coding region runs from base 505 to 1572 and encodes 355 amino acids. The transcript is spliced from 10 exons.